Molecule: messenger RNA, 351 nt
Organism: Striga hermonthica
Lineage: Eukaryota; Viridiplantae; Streptophyta; Magnoliopsida; Lamiales; Orobanchaceae
Source: the annotation of a GenBank genome assembly
AUGAAGGGAAAUGUCGCGAGGUUCGACAUGUCCGAACGGCGUCUUGACGUGAAAGGGCUCGACGAGUUUUUCGGGGUGUUUGCCUCUGGAGACGAGCGGAAAGUGAGAAGUUCUAGGCUCUUGGAGGAGUCGGUGAGGUACGAUUUGGUGAAGGAUUUCGGGGACAAAGUGUUGUACCUUAGCGCCUUUUUGUCAUUUGGGGACAUAACUCGUACGGGAGCCACAGCCAACACGAUCUGGUUGCCCAUAUUUUACGACGGUAAUGCCAUUUUCUACUCCUUGAGGGGCGGGAAGUUCAUUCGGACGACGGAAGAUACUCGUGCGAAGAUGCACUUUGCCUUACGAGAUUGA